GAGCGCGAGCGCCUGUGAGCGUGGAGACGGACAGUGAGCACGCUCAUGAUGAGAAGAACAGCCAGUCCAAUUAUCCGUGUGCCUUCAGUGGCCAUCUCUUCUCACUUCAGUGCUUACUCAAACACGAAAUCCAGCGCUGGAUUCCAAGAUACUGCUCGCGUGGAGAUUUAAAACUGGACAGAGGCAUGCAUGAUCGUCCAGACGAGAAGACGGAGGGAUGCGAGUGCGUUUGGUGCCAUGAUUAACAUCCAGUUUCUGCUUGUGUGCUCCUGAGAAGAACGAAAAGACAAGAAGUCAAGUGGUCUAGCACUCAAGACAGCUGAUGAGGAGCAGCAGGAAGAAGAGAUCUGACAAAGUAUGGCUGCACCUGAUCUUUUAGAUCCUAAAUCAGUCACACACAACACCAAACCACGGCUGUCGUUCUCCUCCAAGCCCAUUGUAUAUAACACGGGGGAUGAUUGUGAUACCAUAACCACUGUAAUGAAGUGGAAAACAGUAGUGGCGAUCUUCCUGCUGGUUGUUCUGUACCUGAUCAUCGGAGCCAUGGUGUUCAAAGCCCUGGAACAGCCCCAGGAGAGCUCGCAGAAGUACCUCAUCGUGCAAGAGAAAAUUAACUUCCUUUCGAGGCAUACCUGUGUCAACGUCUCUGAACUGGAGGACCUGGUCAAGCAAGUGGUGUUUGCUAUCCGGGCCGGGGUCAAUCCCUCGGGUCACCCCUCCAAUGAGAGCAGCAUGUGGGACCUCAGCAGCUCCUUCUUCUUUGCAGGGACUGUCAUCACCACUAUAGGCUUUGGAAACGUCUCUCCACACACAGAAGGAGGCAGGAUCUUUUGCAUUAUCUAUGCCCUGCUUGGGAUCCCACUCUUUGGGUUCCUGUUGGCUGGAGUGGGCGAUCAGCUGGGAACCAUAUUUGGUAAAGGAAUUGCCAAAGUGGAAAAGAUGUUUGUGAAAUGGAACGUGAGCCAAACUAAAAUCCGUGUGACAUCCACGGUCCUGUUCAUCCUGUUUGGGUGCCUGCUGUUUGUGGCCCUCCCAGCCCUCAUCUUCCAACACAUUGAAGGCUGGAGCACUCUGGAGUCCAUAUACUUUGUUGUCAUCACUUUAACCACUAUUGGAUUUGGAGACUUUGUGGCAGGAGGCUCUGAGAUUGAGUAUCUGGACUAUUAUAAGCCCAUCGUGUGGUUCUGGAUCCUGGUGGGUCUUGCCUACUUCGCUGCAGUUCUCAGUAUGAUUGGUGACUGGCUUCGAGUCAUCUCCAAGAAGACCAAAGAGGAGGUGGGAGAGUUCCGCGCUCACGCCGCAGAAUGGACGGCUAACGUGUCAGCGGAGUUCAAAGAGACGCGCCGCCGCCUGAGUGUGGAAGUUUACGACAAGUUUCAGCGGGCAGCGUACAUCAAGCGCAAGCUGUCAUCAGAGUUAGGCCAAAAUCCAGGUCAGGACAUGAUGCCGUGCAAGAGGACCCUGUCUGCAAACUUCACGGAUGAACUUGAGAAAGAAGGUCUCCCUACAUUGACCAAAAAUGGCAGCCUGUACCUAAACGGUCUAACUCCGGACUUCCCAGAUCACGGCGAGAUCUCCAUCAUUGAACAUCUCAAAUAAAGCUCAAGCUUCUUCUGCACAUGCGAAAACAGGAAGAUGCAUUUGUGUCUACAGCUAUGUUUGUUCACAAAGCUCUAUCAGAAGCAUUCAUAUCUUUCCUGGAUGUAUGCUGGAAUCAGUGAGCGGGUGCAUUUAUGCCUUGUGCCAGUCAAAUGAAUCACGUUUUGUAGGAUAACAAAGUCUGUAUUCUUGAGCAAAACACGACAGCAGCGUUUAUUAUCCAGUGAAUCAUAUUUGUGCCUUAAAAUCACCAGGAAUAGACUUCCCAGAAGCUGCUACACUGAAUGAUACUGAGAAAUGUAUUGUUUUUUUAGAGAAUGAACCACCAAUCUUGUCCAAACACUGACGAACUUAAUUGGUUUUUGGAUGCGUAUCCCAAACCCAGCAUGUGAGAGCGUCUGUUCAAAAACCAUUACAGGGUAUCAGGCAAGAAUGGCUGAGCGUUUAUGAUAUUGACACAGCUGUGAUUGGUGGUUCACCAAUUUAGAUUAUAUCUUGCAUUAGCACAUGGAUUUUUUUUUUAAUCCACAUACACAUUCUGUUUAAAAGCAGUUGUGACCGAAAAGAUAUGAAACAGUGUUGGAGUCGAAGCAUCUCAGCUUGUUUCAUUGCAUAAUUUUAGAUGUGAUGUGCACUGAUGGCAUGAUUCUGUAAGCAAAUGCAAGUUUUCUGAUAGAAUUGGUCGUGAUUGGAUAUAUGACCAAUACACAAUCAUUAAUCUUUCGUUGCCUGCUGAAUAAAGAAAGUUGUGCGUUAAUGCAAUGUAUAAAUAUAUUUUUAGCUUAAAUCUUGUAACAUUUUAUGGCAGUUCAAUUUGCCUUAAAGUGAUAGCACAACCAAAAAUGACUUUCUGGCAUC
Molecule: messenger RNA, 2457 nt
Organism: Sinocyclocheilus rhinocerous
Lineage: Eukaryota; Metazoa; Chordata; Actinopteri; Cypriniformes; Cyprinidae
Product: potassium channel subfamily K member 2-like
Exons: 7
Coding region: 358-1599 (413 amino acids)
Biological process (GO): potassium ion transmembrane transport; stabilization of membrane potential
Cellular component (GO): plasma membrane
Molecular function (GO): potassium ion leak channel activity; outward rectifier potassium channel activity
Source: RefSeq, a predicted model, not a curated record